This is a messenger RNA of Ostertagia ostertagi, 243 nucleotides long. The record is from the annotation of a GenBank genome assembly. Lineage: Eukaryota; Metazoa; Nematoda; Chromadorea; Rhabditida; Trichostrongylidae.
AUGGCGCUCAUGAGGCGAAGGUACAGCUCCAUUCGUACCGAUAUGAGUCGAGAUCACAACGGUCUUGAAGAAAUUUUAAAACUAGAGGCUUGCGAAGACACCGAGCCCGGAGAACUCCCCGCAUCCUGUACAACCCUCAGGCAAAACGGUUGGUGCGAAAAUCCCGAGAAGCGCACAUUUAUGGAGGAGAAACUGCAGGAAAGACAUGUCUCUAAAUUGGUAUGCACUAAUAAUGGCAUCUAA